Molecule: messenger RNA, 1233 nt
Organism: Fusarium poae
Lineage: Eukaryota; Fungi; Ascomycota; Sordariomycetes; Hypocreales; Nectriaceae
Exons: 7
Coding region: 1-1233 (410 amino acids)
Source: RefSeq, a predicted model, not a curated record
AUGUCUACCACUUGGAACCCUACUAGUAAAGAAGAGAUUGAGGCCAAGAAGGCUUUCGAAGGUCUUGGCCAAUCUUUAGACAAGGUAGUUAUCCCAUGUGCCGAAUCGGAUAACGAUAAUCGGUUCAUCCUGCACUCCAAGGGCUACUUUGAUCUCCGGGCCUAUGUCAUGAGCGGAAAAGACUUCCCUACAACCCCCGCUGACUUUGAUGCCAAAGUCUCCAUGUCCGCUUUCAAGAAACUGAACGAGUUGGAUAGCGAUAUUUACAAUAAAACCAGAGACACCAUGGUAGCUGUUGGUUCCAGCUGUCGGGACUACAGCUACGACCAUCUCAAUGAACUCGUUACUGCUGGUCACAUUGCUAUACGAUACAGUAAAUACGCUAUGGAUAUGUUGGACACAGCAGACGGAAUCAACCUACGACACAACCUUGACAUUCUCCUGGACGAGAAGUACACUUCGGCGGACAAGUUUGACGAGGUCUAUAAAGUUGCCAAAGAGGCAGCCCUGAUGACUUUGACUAUGCUCAGUGAUGAAGCGACAAAAAAGCAGAAGGAAACGGACAAGAUCUCGGAGACUCUCACUGCAUUUAAAGCAGACACCCUCAAGAACCAACCAAAUGUCAAGUUCCUGGUCAGGCAGUACUACGACGGACCAGUUGUGAACAAAUCGAAUUUCAAAACGCCUUACCUGAAAUAUCUCAAUGAGGACCUUGCCAGAAGUCUUAGAGCUUUCGAGAAAACCGUGAAACACGCUGAUGACGUACACGGUGAUUGGAAGACAAAUAAAGAUUGGGCAAUCGGCACGAGCUUCUUCGGUCUUGUCGGAUUCAUUGUCAUGACAAAAUAUGCACGAAACGCCGUCGUUUUGCGAGUCACUUAUGACAAUUUGGUAAAAGAAAUGGAAAAACUCGAGAAAGAGCAAAAAGAAGAAAGGGAACUCAUCAAAUUUGUGAACCUGUUGGUCGUUCAGUGCACCGACAUUGACCAUAAGAUGGACGAUGCUAUUACCGCCAUGACGGAACUUAGUAAACUUUUCAGUAAUCAGGCUGACUGCUAUGACGGCAUUGCCUCUUAUCUCAGCAGCAUGAAAAGUGGCGCUACGCGAGAUGUUUUGGCAAACAGGAAAGCUAGCUUUCAUCAUAAUAUCGGAGUUUGCGUCAACAAGCUCAAAGAAUUGAAAGUUGUGGCAGAGGAGUUUACGGAUACCAUUCAUAAUGAAAUCCCAGUCUAA